This is a messenger RNA of Fusarium odoratissimum NRRL 54006, 2979 nucleotides long. RefSeq lists its product as uncharacterized. The record is from RefSeq and is a predicted model, not a curated record. The transcript has 7 exons. The coding region runs from base 260 to 2239 and encodes 659 amino acids. Gene Ontology annotation, cellular component: nucleus. Gene Ontology annotation, molecular function: DNA-binding transcription factor activity, RNA polymerase II-specific; zinc ion binding. Gene Ontology annotation, biological process: regulation of DNA-templated transcription. Lineage: Eukaryota; Fungi; Ascomycota; Sordariomycetes; Hypocreales; Nectriaceae.
AAUAACGCUAUCACUUGAUCAACUCUCCAAAUCAUGAGAUACGCCGAAGGGAAAAGCUCUGGAAUUCGGUUUCUUUUUAAUAUGUAAAAAGCCAGUAUUUCGGAGUCAUGCGUUAACUUCUCCAACUUGAGUCACGUGCACUUUUUCCCUAUGUUAAUGGUGGGCACGGAGAAUCCGUGUCUCGUCCUCUUCAUCCCAACUACAUAUCGCAUAUACUUCCUCUGAAUGCUUGUCCACCAGCCCCACUGUCGACUUCAUAAUGACAGGUAAUCCUGAAUCAUCCGUCCGGCGUGCGUGCGAGAGCUGUCGACGGAAGAAGACGAGGUGUACUGGGGAACGACCUGUGUGCUCUUUUUGUGAGAGGUUGAAUCAGCCUUGUGAAUAUUUACCCAGGAAUCGAGAGACUGUGAAGCGAAGGAGGAGGACUUCUAGAGCGAAACCGGGAUCGAGGGAUCGUGUUUCGAGUGUUGAGAAUCGGGGUGAUGAGAUAUAUGAUCUUAUUCAUCAUCCUCAAGCUGCCUCAUCGAGCAAUGGCUCAGCCUUGACUCCAGACUCCCUGCCGAGGCACACAAACAGGUCGGGAUCUUUCGUCGAAAGCGCUUCAAGACGGAUGAACAGAGUGAGCAUUAACGAUGAAGUCUCAUUAUCUUGGCUUCCUUCAGCAACAGAGGCAAGACCAUCGCCAGAUUCACUUGACCAUGCAGUAGAAGAGUACCGAAGGCGGCUAUACUUCCAGCCGCUGCCUCUCUUCAAUCCAGAAGGUCUGAGAGAUCGAAUUGAGAGAUUUCCCAUGUUUCUUCAAUGGAUCUUCUUAGCACUUGCGCUUUCAAAUCUCCCUUAUGAUUCGAGCAGUGCAAAGGAAGCAGACUUAAUCCACUCUCAUACGAGAUCAGCGCGUGAUAUGGUACUUGAACUUGCCAUGCGAGGAACAGCCCAGUUGGAAAUCUCACAAGCUCUAUGUCUCCUUGCUCUGGGUGACAUUCUCGAAGGAAGACCAGCAUUGGCUUUAAUGACAAUUGGAGCAGCCAGCAGGCUCGAACUCGUCCGCGGAGCAGGCUACUCAGAGUCUCCUCACAGCCCCCAAGGCGACGCCAGUCUCAGAUGUUACUGGAGUGUUUUCAUCCUCGAAAAGGGCUUCGCUCCUCGUUUCACCCUGCUCUCCCAAACGCACACCAAACCCGAAUAUCCUCGCAGCGCAAGAGAACCCUCACCGCCUGCAUAUUUAGGCGAUGAAGAAUAUGCGCCGGAUCUAGAAAGUAUUCGCGAUGACUUGAGGACAGACCCUGGAAUUACAUCACAUGCUGUACGCGCUGUGUCGUUCUGUGGUGAUGUUAUUUCAUACCUUCAUGCGCUGCAUAUCGGAAAGGCUGAUAACCCUGCUGAUACGAAUUCUAACUUUUACCAAUUGACGAAUACCCUGUAUGAUCUUGAGUCUAGACUCGGUCAUAUACAUUUCGUUCGCAACGUGGGCUUUUCGGAACGAACACCAGAGGAAUUCGAAAGACACCGUGAGUACUGGGCGCCAUGGCUUCUCUUCCAAAUCACAGCGCACGCGACACAAGGAUUAUUAAAUCAUCCAUUCAUCCAUCUCGUUACCCUUCGAAGAGCGAAUCGACCUUCUCAACCGAGACUGUUCCUCCAACAAACUGUCGAUCAAGCUAUGUUUCACUCAGCUUGGGUGGCGCGCUUAGUCCAAACAUGUAUAGAUCGUGGAUUAAUGGUGUAUGAUCCAUUAAUAGGCGAUUUAGUCGCUGCGACAGCGACAAUACCGUGGCUUUUCCAGUAUGCGAGGGAUGCCAAAGUCUCAGAAACUUCAAAGGAGAAUUACAGAAAAUGCAUCGAGUUUCUAGAGUCGAUGCCUGAUCCUUCACCGAGAAGUAUACACAAGCGAGAACUUUUACACCAAUUACAAACAAUGUCGAGUCAAGCCCAGGAUAACAACAUGAUUAGUUUUCAGCCUUCCAAGAUCUGGCAACUCAUCGACUCUGAUAUCAUGGACGCUGUAGCACCGCAGCCUACGGUUGAUGGUACGCAGGGCGGUCAAUCUGAUGCUUCAAAGACAACCGUUAGUGUGCAAACGACUUUUGUUCACCCUGUUGGUGAAAGACGAACGGAUCAACGACAGACUUCGCUGGGCGAUUCGAUGACUGCUGAUAUUUAUGAAGGGUUGGAGCAGUAUUCUCUUGAUAGUAUAUUCUCGCAGCCUAUGUUUAUCGACCAUGCAUGGCUGCAUGUAUAAAGAAUAUUAGAUAAUUAAAUGAUAAAGGAUCAUCUAUGCAUCUCACUAGAACUGUCUUCUUUGGCCUAUGAUGCCCAUCUCUGCACAAAUUCAUCCUUCUUCACACUCUUCGCCAACGCCUUCUUGGCAACAACACCAUCCAACUUCUCCUUAACCUUGUCCACCUCUUGGCUUAACACAUCAAUUGACCCUUCAAACUCCGGAUCAACCAUUUUAAUCUCCCCAAACGGACUCUCAGCCAAUACACUAUCGCGCAAAAGCUGAAUCGCCAAUCUAGCAUCGUCCAACCUAGAAGUAACGCUCGUCUCAAAGCUAUCCUGUGCAUUGCGCACCACAUCUGUAGUUUUGCCAGAUCUUUCGGUGAACGCUUUGUUCAAAGCGGAUACUUGGUCUUGGAUGGAAGCUUCUUCUGCGUCUGGUAGUGAAAGCGCCAAGUCACGGAGAAGAGCUUCGAUUGCAGGUUCGUCGAGAAUGCCGGAUGAGCGACGUCGGUUAUUGUUGCCGCGACGGGCACCGUCUGUGUUGGCGCGCAUACGAAUUGGUGAGGGGUUCCGAAUGGGAGAUGCUGGCAUAGCGGCUCUGAUAGAUUUCUUCUUUUCGGGGGAUAGCGAGGCAGAUACUUCUGCUUUGGCUGUGGCGAUGAUGGAAGAUGCUGCUGCGUUGUUGGAUUUGAGAGUUUCGACACGGUCGGUCAGGAGUGUUAUUCUUUCUACGAGAUAGUCGAGACACUCGUUGACCUA